This is a messenger RNA of Drosophila montana, 2070 nucleotides long. Its product is annotated as chondroadherin. Gene Ontology annotation, cellular component: extracellular matrix. Bases 134 to 1414 code for a protein of 426 amino acids. The record is from RefSeq and is a predicted model, not a curated record. The transcript has 3 exons. Gene Ontology annotation, molecular function: protein binding. NCBI's taxonomy places the organism in Eukaryota, Metazoa, Arthropoda, Insecta, Diptera, Drosophilidae.
AGCAGCACUUGGGCCGUUCCGUCUGUCCGUCCCGCCGUCCGUCCGUCCGUCUGUUGGCAGUGUGUGCGCGCAAGCGAGAUAGAGAAUCGAGCUCAAUUACGCCGCCAAACUGUCGUGUCAGCAACAACGUGAAAUGUGCAAUUCCUGGCUGCUGCUCAUAAUUGCGCUCACUGUUGUCUGCCUGUGGAACUCGCAACAAACCGAAACAUCCAAAUCAUGCCCAGCCGAGUGCAUCUGCUUGUCCCAGACUCAAGUGCUGUGUAACACGGGCGGACUCGAGCAGAUACCGCUGCGCCAGCUGCCGGCAAGCGUUGAGAACCUGGCGCUAACGAAAAACAAUUUCCCAAUCAUCAAGCCGGACUCGUUUUCGGGUCUGCGCGCACUGAAGAAGCUCUCGCUGGACGGCAACAAUAUAACGCGAAUAAAACAGUUCGCGUUUCGCGGUCUGCCCCGGCUGCGUGAGCUAUCCAUACAGUAUACGCCGCUGCAGAUGGUGGCGCAGUUCGCGUUCGCGGGCUUGCAGAAUCUGUCGACCAUAUUGCUCAGCCACAAUCAGAUCCAGCGGAUCGAGGGCAACGCGUUUGCGGGCACCUCGAACAUCAAGCUGAUAUUGUUGAGCAACAAUCCGCUGAUACGAAUCGAGAGUUCGGCCUUCUCCAGCUUGACGAAUGUGGGACAUUUGAUAUUGCCAUCGGGCAUCAGGUGCAUCGAGCCGGACGCCUUCUUUGGCAUGGAUGCGGUCGGGCUGCUCAAGCUGGCCUAUAUGGAUCUGAAGGAGAUAUCGCCGUACACCUUUCGCGGCCUGUCCAAUGUGCUGCUGUUGACGCUGCAGGAAUCCGAUUUGGGCGUCAUCUGUGCCGACGCCUUUACGGGGCUCACCCAGGUGGAGACGCUGCAGAUACUGAACAACAAGAUCGAUUCAAUUGAGGAGCUCAACUUUACAAAUACGGCGGCGAUCAAGCAUCUCAAGUUCCAUGGCAAUCAUGUGCUCGAGACGCCCGAUCCGAAUGCCAUCAUUGUCGAUGGCGUCGAUCAUUUGCAGCUGCUGAACAAUCAUUUCCCCUGCGGCUGUCACAUACACACCCUGCUCGACGGGCCCCUGGCCGAGGGUGCGCACAAUUUGAGCGAUUUUCUGCAGAAGAACUAUUGCAUCUCGCCGCUGGAGGUGAACGGACGGGUGAUGAGCGAACUGGAUAUCGAUGCGAUCGGACGCUGUGCCGAUCAGCUGACCAAGGGCAAUCUCGGCUCCUCGGCGGCCAGCCUGGCGCUCGGCCUCAAUGCCAUGCUCCUCAUCGCCGUUGCCAGCUGUAUCGAGUGGCGAUAUCCGCGCCUCCUCGCCGCCCGGCUAGCCCAGCUGCUCAGCCACAGUCACAUCGCCUGGCAUCGCCGCCGGAAACGCCGACGGCCCAACUAAGCAAAUACACCCAGACACAAGCGGGCCAGAGCAGCAAGGAGCGAACGAGAGAGACAGAGAGAGAGAGAGAGAGAGAGAGAGAGCGAGCUGAAACCCGUUUGUACUGAAAUCUAUUUCCCGCUUAAGAACAAAUGCCAGGCUCCUGGCUAAUCCGGCAGCGAGCUGGCAAAACUGGAGUGCGGCGUCCGGAGUCCGGAAUACGGACUACGGAGUACGGACUACGGAGUACGGAGUGUGCGGAGUCCGGAGUGUGCAACCGGCAACCGAGUGGCGGGUCGGGAAUUAGGGAGAUUUUUGUUAUAAAGUGGGCUUUUGCACACAAUCAAUGCGAACGACUCUAAAUUAUUGUAUCUAACGAAUUUGAAUCUAAUGUGUAAAUCAUAAAUUGGCAAACUGAGAAACCAGAAAUUUGCCCAAAAAUCAUAAUAAAAGUAAAAUAAAUAAAUUGAAACCGAACAAUUAAAAGCGUAUUUAAGCAUAUGUAUGUAUCUAUACCAUAAACUAUAUAUAUAAAUGUACGUAAUAGCGAGGUGGUUUUUUUUGUUUUUUUAUCGUGGGAAGAUAAUAGAGGAACAUUUUUUUUUGCCCUAGUCUGUAGUUGAUAACUAAAUAAAUAAAUACAUAAAUAAAUACAUUUUAUUGGCCAAUUAAUAAAG